Molecule: messenger RNA, 3871 nt
Organism: Xenopus tropicalis (tropical clawed frog)
Lineage: Eukaryota; Metazoa; Chordata; Amphibia; Anura; Pipidae
Gene: mycl
Product: MYCL proto-oncogene, bHLH transcription factor
Exons: 3
Coding region: 84-1118 (344 amino acids)
Biological process (GO): regulation of DNA-templated transcription
Cellular component (GO): nucleus
Molecular function (GO): DNA-binding transcription factor activity; protein dimerization activity
Source: RefSeq, a predicted model, not a curated record
CUCAUAUUGCUGGCUACCCUAGGGAACCACUUCCUACACCCUCAGAAUUUCUUUAGUUUUACACACAUUUUAAAUGAAGAACAAUGGAUUUUGGCUCCUGUAAUAAUCAUUAUUUCUAUGAUGUGGAUAUGAAGGAGGACUUUUAUCGCUGCAUUGCUCCAAGUGAAGACAUAUGGAAGAAGUUUGAGCUUGUGCCUGGCUUUCCUCUAUCACCUGGGGGAUGCCCAGGUGGUGGUGGAACAGACUGGGGAGCAGAACUAAUGGAUUUAGGGUGGGAGUCUCCUAUGAAGUUAACUGGGUUAAGUUCUGUAGUCCUCCUGAGAGACUGCAUGUGGAGUGGCUUCUCUACCCGAGAGAGACUAGAAAAGGUAAUCCAUGAGCGGCUGUCUACUGGGUCUCCUCGAGCAACAAAUGCCCAAAAACCUGUAGCAGAUAAUGAAAACUCAGAACCUGGAGUAGACUCUAUAGAACAGAAUGCCACGCCUUUGGUUGUGCCGACACCCAUUCCAGAAAAAGUACCCAAUUCUUCUGGAUCUGAGAGCACCAGUGAUUCAGAAGAGGAUGAGAUUGAUGUGGUAACCGUUGAGAAGAGAAAGUCCUAUGGUGGGCGACAACCAGUGACUAUCACUGUACGAGCUGAUCCAACAGCAACUAAACUCUUUCAUAUAUCCAUACACCAGCAACAACACAACUAUGCAGCCCGCCUUCCACCUGAGCCUAAUACCAUGUCUCCACAACACAGCUUUCAAUCACCAGUGAAGGAGGAACCAGGGGAAGUAACAUCUCCACCAGCAUUGCAGCCAUGUAGCUCACCGAUGCCAGGCUCUCCUCUAGCUUCAGGCAGUUCUGACAGUGAGGAUCUUGCUAAAAGGAAGAAUCACAACUAUUUGGAGCGUAAAAGAAGGAAUGACCUGCGGUCACGAUUCUUGGCACUCAGAGAAGAAGUACCAACUCUAGCCCGCUCAACAAAGACCCCCAAAGUUGUGGUGCUCAGCAAAGCAACAGAAUAUCUGAAGGGUCUUGUUGUUCAAGACCAGCAACUCACUGCAGAGAAGUUAAAGCUCUGGUCUCGACACCAGCAGCUCCUAAGAAGAAUAUCCCAACUGAAAGGUCGCUGAAUGGAAACUGACUAUGCCUGGCACAUUUGCACAUUAUAUUUUUCUAGUGGGAGAAGGAGAAUGUUUUUGGGUGCACAAAAGACUACCACAUCAGACUGUUUGCUCUUUGGAGCACAUUGGUAUAAAGGGCUUGUCCUAUUUUCAGGUGACUGAUUUCUCUGGUUUAAUAGCUUGUCUGUUCCCUCCACUGGCCAAAAUCUGUUUACAUUUUUAAUUCCUCAUAGGUACUUUGACUUGGAAGCUUUGUUUAUAUUUGCAAACAAUGGCUUACUCUUUGAAAUUAUGGCAAUGUCGUGCUGUACAUUGAGGAUGAUAAAGUAUGGUAAGGUGAAACCAGUUGCCAUUGCAGAAUAUGCUUACGUUGCAAAUUCCCUUUAGUCUGCAGUUCAAAUUAUAUGUAACUGCUGUAAUGCACAUGCCUGGUACUGUCAUGAGAAAUUCCGACUUCAGACUCAAAACCCCCUCCUUUCCUCAAAUGUAUGAGGGCGAUCAUGUAAAACCACAAGGCAUUGCAGGACAAAAUGGCUGAAGGUUUUAGCUCAAAUGUACUAUAAAACCAAAAAUCCUGAACCUUUUGAAUACUGAUAACUCUGACCUGCAGCCCAGUAUACCAGUUUUGGGCACUGAAUGUUGCUUUGCUUGGUAAGAGCUCUGUUGCCAGUGGAGGGAACAUCAUGGACGUGUUGUAAACCAUUCUAUACCUCACUCUUGUCACUUUACAUUCUAGUUUGUUUGUGUUGUUUUCAAACCUGCUGCUGCCUGUGGAUUUUUUUUGUACUGAAUGGAAAUUUAUACUGUAUUUUUGUACAUCUUUGGGAGGAAUUGUGAUUUAUAAAAAAAGAAAAAAAAUAGAAAAAUCUUUAACAUGUUAGCAGCUGAAGGUAUGUGACCCUCUUGCUGUAAAUCUAUACUUGAGUGUUUCACCUCACAAAUCCUUCUCAAGCUUCAGCUGUUAAUAAAGGUGUUGAACUGUAGAUGUAGGGUUUAGUCUGGAGAGGAGACUUGUAAGCUUUGGUUUUAAGCAAUAAGUCUUUUUUUCCUAUUAUGCAGUGUUUUCAGAGAUCUCACCCCAUUAUCCUGGCUGCAAACUGUAGUACCCUAGCACUCAAAUAUACAAAAGAUUAUUUAUUGCAACACAUGUUAAAAAUAAAGCUUGGCCCCAUCUGGCUUCACAGAAAACCUAGAAUUAGUGUAAUACCAAUUUGACUUCUAAGAACGGAAACUUUGGCAAUUCCAGUGUGAAGCAAAAAUGUUGUCAUGUCCCACCAGUUCAGGUGGUGUACAGUGAAGAGAGCUGUAGUUCUGCAAUUGCUGGGAUGCCAAGGCUUCCUGCCCCUGCAUUAAAUUAAGGAUGGGCCUUCAUUGUGUGGGUUUCUACGAGAUUAAUCUACACAGUUUUAACCUAUUAGAAUAUGGCAUUAACCCUUUUAUAAAGCCAGAAUUGUAUUGACCAGCUUUAAUUUCUUGAACUGUUGCUUAUUUAAUGAACUACUUCACGGUCUACUUUUUUCCUACUCUGACUAAGUUUAGUCUGAAUUUUGCCAGAUGCCUAAAAUUAGCAAAAGCUGAAAUGUGAGUUAUAAUAUGAACUUAUUCUAUAUUAUACUGAUAUCUUUAAAAUUCCAUUGUAUGAGUUUGUUGGGAAAAAUAUAUACCAUAUAGAGUUUAUCUUCUGUGAGAACAGUGUGCACAGAACUUUAUUUUGUAUUUUGUAUUACUAUUCAAUAUAUUUGCAUUUGUUUGUAAAAGGGGAAUGCAAUUUCUUAACUAGAUUAAGCAUUCUUAUAGACUGUAAAUAGCAACCUUGCUCAAAAAACACAUUUGCCCAAUGAAAGUGUAUGUACCAGCUUUCUAACAAACUUAGCAUUAAACAUUUUUCUAUAAUUAUAAGGUUAUUUCUAAAUGUAAUUGCUGUUGAAAGGAGUAGCCUGUCACCUCUCAUCUAAACAGUACCCAAAUUGCUACGAUGUCUUACAUGUUUUGUGAUUUUUCACAGGUAUUUAAAACAUAGAAUAUGUAAGGCUGUAGGAAAUGGAGUCUUAGUUUGAGUACAGCUGACUAUUGCAAUAGUACUUUAAUAGGACAAUCGGCAAGGGACACAGAUGCUGCUUCAGCAAUAAUUACAUUUACUAAUAGCUUUAAAGUCUUUAAAACUGCUGAUGUAUAUUGAAGCAUGCAAUUACAUUCUUUCAUUGUGCAAAAUGUGAUUGGGUGGAGUUUGUAGCUAACAUAAAUGACACCACCAGAUGAAGAUGUGCCACCUGAAUGUCUGCAGUGCAUGAGCAAAGGCAAACAGUGUGGCAGCUUCUACUUGUGUACAUAUUCAAAAACCAGCACUCAAAGGAUGCCCUGCACUACAAUUCUGUAUGGCAGGAAAUUAGUGGAGAUAAACCCUAGUAACAUGGCAUAAUUUUUCCUUGUCUGUCCUUUGGCUCUCCAAAUGUUUAUGAAAAGCUCAACACUACAGUGAGAAACUGCAGAUGAGUGUGGGAAAAAUGCAGAAUGCAUGCAACUGUUUUAUCUCUCAAGUUGGAGAUAAACUGGAUUCUGCAACAUGCUCUUUCGUGUAGAAACCUCUGGCAUAUGGUCAUUUAAAAAGCACUUUGUUAUGUAGAUAAAUGUAUUGUUCGGGUCUCAAAUCUGUCUGGAGCAUCAGUGGGAUAGAGGGAAUGAAUUUAAUGCAACACCUUAUUCUCCUUUUGAUGCUAUUCUGAUCUAAUAAAUAAAUCUGCUUUGCACAGGAUUGACUUCAA